Molecule: messenger RNA, 1094 nt
Organism: Phacochoerus africanus (Common warthog)
Lineage: Eukaryota; Metazoa; Chordata; Mammalia; Artiodactyla; Suidae
Gene: LURAP1
Product: leucine rich adaptor protein 1
Exons: 2
Coding region: 265-984 (239 amino acids)
Biological process (GO): positive regulation of canonical NF-kappaB signal transduction; positive regulation of cytokine production
Source: RefSeq, a predicted model, not a curated record
AGGCGCUGAGCUCUCCUCCAGGUGCAUAAGCAGGAUCGCCCAGCCUCACCCAUUUCGGAGCCAGCGCGCGCAAACACACGCAAUCACACACGCACAAACACACAGAGCUCUGCGCGGCUUUUCUGAGGGUUACGGCGCCCUCCUCCCGCCCCCGCACUGAGCGGGCGGGGACCCACUGGUUCCGUACUAGCGGCCGAGGAAGGAGGACCCCCAGGAGCGGGAUCCCGGCUCCGGUCGCCCAUCCCUGUGCAGCCUUAGACCCGCAUGGAGGGGACUGCGGAGUCCCAGACGCCUGACCUUCGAGACGUGGAGGGCAAGGUGGGCAGGAAGACCCCCGAAGGGCUGCUGCGCGGGCUGCGAGGCGAGUGGGAGCCGGGCACCUCUGGCGCCCUGCUGCUCCCAGGGGCGCCCAGCACCGGCCACGGCCUGGGGGACAAGAUCAUGGCGCUGAGGACGGAGCUGGCUUACCUGCGAGCCAUUGACGUGAAGAUCCUGCAGCAGCUGGUGACCUUGAACGAGGGCAUCGAGGCGGUGCGCUGGCUGUUGGAGGAGCGGGGGACAUUGACCAGCCACUGCAGCAGCCUCACCAGCAGCCAAUAUAGCCUGACGGGCGGGAGCCCAGGCCGCUCAAGGCGAGGCAGCUGGGACAGCCUGCCAGACGCCAGCUCCACUGACCGGCUGGACAGUGUCUCCAUCGGCAGUUUCCUGGACACGGUGGCCCCCAGCGAGCUGGAUGAACAGGGCCCCCCCGGGGCUCCCCGUCCCGAGAUGGACUGGGCAAAGGUUAUACCCACUGGGGAGAGGGCCAGGACUGAGCUGGACCUGACAGCUGCCAGGCUAGGGAGUUUGAGGGCUCUGUGGAAGCCCCCAGGGGAGGGGCUCCAAGGUGGACCUCCUGAGCCGCCAGAGGAUGAGAGUGCCAAGCUGGGCUUUGAGGCCCACUGGUACUGGGGCCAGUGCCAGGAUGAUGUGACCUUCCUGUAACAACUCUUCCACCCUUUAGUAUUCCUAUGGCUCUUUCAUCGCCAGGCCCUGGUCUCCCUCGAAUCUAUUCUCCCUCAAUCUGGAGUUAGGAAGAGAUUGCAUUGAAAUCA